AUGUCGGCCUCCUCCGAGCUAACCGGUGUAACGCCUGAGUUCAUCCUCAGGCCUGUGUUGAGGGUCCAGACAGCAGAAGACUGUGGAGAGAAUCCAUCGCUUUUGGAAGAAGAUGAUGAGUGCCGCACGCCAACCUCCAAAGAGAGCAAGCUACCUUCUACUCCCAGGAGCUGCCCGCCGGCACCGAGGAAGCCCAGAAGGGUGGUCUCAUGCAAGAGGAGACUAGUGGAAGAGGUAGAGGUAAUCAUGGUUGGAGCUGAGGAACUUGAGAGGUUGUUCCGGAGGAGGGAUGAGCCAAAUGUUAUUGGUUCAGGGAGACCUGCAAAGAAGCGAAGAUGUCGUCGUCCCGAUGACAAAUGA
Messenger RNA from Phoenix dactylifera (date palm), 360 nucleotides. The record is from RefSeq and is a predicted model, not a curated record. Lineage: Eukaryota; Viridiplantae; Streptophyta; Magnoliopsida; Arecales; Arecaceae.